Cololabis saira (Pacific saury) is the source of this 3357-nucleotide messenger RNA. RefSeq names its product cytoglobin-2. NCBI's taxonomy places the organism in Eukaryota, Metazoa, Chordata, Actinopteri, Beloniformes, Belonidae. The coding region runs from base 359 to 931 and encodes 190 amino acids. Gene Ontology annotation, molecular function: oxygen binding; heme binding; iron ion binding. Gene Ontology annotation, biological process: oxygen transport. The record is from RefSeq and is a predicted model, not a curated record. The transcript has 3 exons.
UCCCGAGCCGCUCUCCUCCCAUCAUCCUCCCAUCAUCCUCCCAUCGUCCUCCGAGCGGCUCGUUUCCCUGGAAACGCGAGGAGGAGCAUCCCCAUCAGCCUCCCGGGGAGGGAGGGAGCGAGGGAGACGGAGUGGAGGAGAAGUUUGUAGUUGGAGCCAGAGCUGGGUGCCGGCGGGGGGGACCAGGAGCCUCGUCACCCCCCUGUUCCUCUCUCUCCGUCCUUCCUCCUCCUGUUCUCGGCCGGCUGCCCCCCCAGCUCCCGCCGUGGGGUCUCAGCUGUCCGUGUCUGUCCCCCCCUCCCUGGCCGCCUACCUCCCCCGGCUGCUGGGAGCCUCGGGGCCGCUGCGCCGCCGGAGGAUGUCUCGCCGGGAGACGCCGCCGCCGCCGGCCUCGCCGCCGGCCCGGCGGGGGGGGGACGAGGACCGGCCGGAGCGGGCUGAGCCGCUGACGGACGCAGAGAGGGAGAUCAUCCAGGACACGUGGGGACACGUCUACCAGCACUGCGAGGACGUGGGGGUGUCGGUGCUCAUACGGUUCUUCAUCAACUUCCCGUCGGCGAAGCGGUACUUCAGCCAGUUCCAGGACAUGGACGACCCCGAGGAGAUGGAGCGCAGCGGCCAGCUCCGGCUGCACGCCCGGCGGGUCAUGAACGCCAUCAACAGCGUGGUGGAGAACCUGCACGACCCGGAGAAGGUGUCGGCCGUGCUGGCCCUGGUGGGGAAGGCCCACGCCAUCAAGCACCAGGUGGAACCCAUCUACUUCAAGAUCCUGAGCGGCGUGAUGCUGAACGUUCUGUCCGAGGAUUUCCCAGAGUUCUUCACGGCCGAGGUGCAGCUGGUGUGGACCAAGCUGAUGGCGGCGCUGUACUGGCACGUGACGGGCGCGUACACGGAGGCGGGCUGGCUGCAGGUGUCCAGCUCGGCGGUGUGAGGCCGGAGGGAUGGGAGGAUUCAGAGGAGGAGAGAAGAGUUGAGGGGGAGGGUUUACGGGUCCGGCUAGCGCGGUUUAUGUGCAACAUCCUUCCUUAUUUUGGUGUUUCUGCACCGCGGCGGCCGGCCGGUCGGACGCCCGGAGAUGUCGCCCGACGCCGUCCUCGGUCUUCGCUUGUGUCAGUGGAGCUUCGCUAACGCCGACUGUCCACUUCUCCUCCUGUUAGCUCCUGUCGCAGCCGUCUGCUGCAACGUGACGUCUCCGUGUGACGCAGAGGUCACAGCUGUUUUGUUUUUGAUUUACCUCAGAGAUGUUGCAGAGUUGGGAGAGCGUUCCUGGUUUCAUGUUUUUAGCUCGCUGGCUAAACAUUUUGGCUAUGCAAGCGAGAACCAGGUCAAAGGUCGGGCUCUUAAAGGCUACGUAGCAGCGAUGCUGUAUCAUGCUAAAAGGCUAAAGCUAGUAGAAGAUGUAACUUUAUUUUUUACCUCGGUUGUGUUACGUAAAGAAAAUCUGCCUCGAUGGGACGAUAAAAGUAAAUAACGUGAAGAUUUCAUCAGAAUCGUGACUUUAAUCUCCAAAACGUCGUUAGCUCGUCAUGUUACGAGAGUCACGCGGGAGCAAAGGUUAUCGUUAACGGAUCUGAUGAAACGCACCGUCGUCAGACGCUAGCUUUACGGACCGACAUUAGUCUGGUUCAUGUAGCAACUUUAGUAAAAACUGUCCGGAGCUGCCAGCACAGUUACGUUUACUCAAAUCAAAUCAAAUCAAACUUUAUUUUUAAAGCACCUUUCAUACAAAAAAAAUGUAACACAAAGUGCUUUUCAUAAAACAUAAACAUAAAAUGUAUUAGUGCCCCCCCCCCCCUCCCCCUCCCCGCACACACACAGAUAGACACACGCAGACACAUGGUGCAGACAUGGCUAGGCACAGAGGAUCCAGGUGAGGAAACGGUAACAGGGAGCCGUCCACGCCAGGAGGUCCCAUAGCCCGCAGCUAGAAGGGGGGGGGGGGCCCACAGAGACCAUCCCGGCCCGGACGGAUAGAGAAGUCCACACCACAGCGGUGAAGCCGUGGUGCAGAACUCCACCACCAUCCAGGCCAGAACCAUCCCCAGGACGACCCCCUGCAGGCCAGAGUCACUCCCAGCAUGGAGGCUCCCCAUGAGGAAACACUGGAGAUAAAAGCUACAAGAAAACAGGAUAAAAUACACUAAUAGAGUUUAAAAAGUAUAACAUAACGUAAAAUCCUAAAAGUAUGUCUAAAAAGCAAGACAUUAAAAACUAAAGGACUAAGACAGUAAAAUGUAUAAAAUAGACCAUAAAUAACGACUAAAAUAUUUAGAUAAAACAUUAAGAUAAAACAAUGAGAAUAAAUUAUGAUAAUAAAAAAGGAUAAACUAACUAUAAAACAGAGUAGUAAGAUCCAAUAAAAAUAAGGGUGAGCAUAAAAAAUGUAAAAGAGUUAAAUGAGUCAGUUAAAAGCCUGAUUAAAGAGAUGAGUCUUGAGCCUCUUUUUAAAAACAUCAACAGUCUCUGCGGCCCUGAGGUCGCCAUUUAUUAGUCACAUAAAUGUAAAUUAAACUCAAAUAGAUAUUUUAAAGUUUCACUUCACUGAUUCGUCAUAACUUCUAUACAGGAUUUGAAUAAUUUAAUCCGUAUUGUAUAAUAAAAAUAUAGGCUAAAAAAAUAAAAUAGCCCCUUUAACAUGAGCUUUUAUUGUGAAAAACUGCAGAAAGAUUCCAACUGUUGCAAAGUGAAGAAAGAGGACUAUCUUAUCUUAUCUUAUCUUAUCUUAUCUUAUCAUUUACCUCUGACCUGCUGGUAGCUCGGGGCGGCGUCUUAACUGUUCAAGGUUGUAUUUAUGUACGAAAACGUUGUUAACUAUUACUAAGCAGAUAAAUAGAUAUUUCAACGUUUCACUUCAGUGAUUCGUCAUCAUUUCUAAACAGGAUUUGAAUUCUUUAAUCUGUAAUGUAUACUAAAAAUAUAUGCUACAAAAAAAUGAAACGGCCCCAUUACCAUGAGCUUUUAUUGUGAAAAACUGCAGAAAGAGUGCAACUGUUUCAAGGCGAAAAAAGUAUAAUUAGCCAAUGAUUUUAAACAGAAAUAGCGUUUUUUGGACUAUGUAUGAUCCAAAUGUGUAAUUUACAACGGAGUAUUAGGGCCAAACUGAGAAAAAAAAAAAAAUUGGAAAUUACGAGAACAAAGACAUAAUAUAAUGAGAAUAAAGUCGUAAAAUUACGAGAAUAAAGUCAUAAUGUUGCAAGAAUAAAGUCGUGAUAGAAUAAAGUCAUAAUAUUAUGAGAAUAAAGUCGUAACAUUACGAGAAUAAAGUCGUAAUUUAUGAGAAUAAAGUCGUAAUAUUACAAGAAUAAAGUCGUAAUUUAUGAGAACUCUAACAGGAAGAGUGUGUUAAAAUGUUGAAUA